AUGGCCGAGCCGCGCUCUAAGCGGCCCCGCGUCACGCUGCCCGCCUGCCCUGCGCACCGCCCGCUGGCCGGCAGCCGCGUGAGGCAGAGCUUCCCGCCCGCCGUGGAGGAAGGCCUCUGCGGUGUCACCGGCGCCUUGCUGGAGCUCUCCUACUGCCUGCAGGCGCUGGGUGAAUAUUUUGAUCAGUCACAUGUGGCUCUACCAAAUGUUUCAAAGUUCUUCUUGCAUCAAGCUCUGGAAGAGAGAAAAGCCGCAGAGGCUUUGAUGAAGUAUCAGCAAGAAAGAGGAGGCCAUUACUGUUCUAAAACCAUCCAGAAACCACACUGUGACUAUGCAGUCGGUCUGAUGAAAGCCCUGGAAGUAGCAAUGGUACAGUGGAAAACUAUGAUACGAUAUUUUGAAGAGCUUUAUGCCCUGAGUAUUGAAAAUGCAGACCCUCAUAGCGCAAGCACUAUCAAGAAACAAUUUAUUGGGCCCAAAAUCCGGAAGAUCAAGCUGAUGGGAGAUCUGCUGACCAAUGCUCGCAGGCUUGACUGUUCCCAAGAUGGCAGAAAUAGUCUUGGGGAUUACUUUAUGGACCGGUUGCAGAAAGAGUUCAGAACAGGCAUAGAGCCAGAGUCUAGUCAGCACUGCAGCCCCUGCCCACCUCUCCAGCAGUGUACAGGAGCUGCAGAGGGUCUGAAGCGACCCCAGAGAGAAUCUUCCCAGCAUAGAAAUGGCAUAGGGCCAAUAUAUGCAACCAUACACUGCACUACCAUGCUGCCACAGUGUAAUGAUGGGACAGGAGCAAAAGUGAAGCAGGGCAGGGAGGGCCUUUAAUGCUGUGGCCGUUGCAGCUACGGGGCAGCUCCUAAGGCAGACCUGUAUGGAGGCUGGACUUGAGACCAGAACUCUGGAGACACGAUGCUGUAUCGCUCCUCCUGCUUUACGCCCUGUCCCCUCAUCCUCUGUUGAGUUACAGCUCAAAAUCUAGCGUAUACCAUUAUUUUGUUUAAAUGAUAGCAAGGUUGCUAGUUACCUAGAUUGUCAGUAUUAGUCAGAUUUUUAUCUAUGCAGUUCUUUCUAGAAGCCAAAAGCUUUUAAGCCUCUUUUCUGUCUUAAAUGAUUAUUAGGAUUAGUUAGUGCAAAUUAUUUUUAACAGUAUAUAUAACUUUUAUUAAAAAAAACCAAAAUGCAACUUUAGUACAAGGAAACUUCUAUGUGGCAGAAUAUCCAAAGAUUUAGUUUUAUAUUAUUAAAUAUUUUAUAUUACUAACAGAUGUUUUACAUUAGUAACAAGUAUACUAACAUAAUGAACUUUUUUAAAAGACUUGUUUUAAAACAAAAUUUUGUUGUCUUAUAUCUAUCAUAGUAGCAAUUUAAAUAAGUAGUCUAAUCCAUUUACUUAUCACCCAGCUAUUUCUAGUGGUAUACUUCUCCAAGAUGAAGGAUGCAGACAUUUCCUCAACAGUGGGAAUAAGACAGUGUGCUGGUUUUCACUACAGUUAUUUGCCUAGUUGGCUUUUCUCAUCCUCAGAAAGCAGAUGAGAGAUAAAUUAGGGGUUCUCAUUAGAUGCAAUCUUUACAGGUUCUAGUGCGUAUUUUGCAAGUGUCACUGAAGACACUAGCUCUAGAGCUCUGUCCAGACUUAACCUAGGAUGGUUGCUUUAACUACCAUACAGACCCCUGUUUCAGCUAGCUAAAUUAUGGUAUUACUAUGGUACUACUGUUAUUUCUUGUAUUCCCUAUCUUGGUCCUCAGUAGAGGAAUAAGAUCCUAGUGAAAAUGCAGCACACCUAACUAGAAUUGCAUCACAGAGAGAGGCCACUCGUUAGUUUUGCAUUUCAAUUAGGGCAGUGUUCAAUUAGGGGGGAUAUUAGCACCACCAUACCUAAGGCCUUUACUUUAGCCAGCUUGGUUAAAGUUUAGAGGUGUCCAAAUUCCUUCCAUUCAUCUCCUACAGGAGUGCCUCUCUUUCUGUACACUGGCUACCAAGGUCACGUAAGAAGAGCAACUGCCUAGAUCAGCUGCCUGCAGCUAGGUUUUUUUGUCAUUAUAUGCAACACCUUUUAUGCAAUUGGGGUUUGCUUCAUUGAAAGAUUGUCUCACACUUUUAUGUAAUACUGUAAGCGAUACUCCUAUUAUGCUUGAAAAUAAAUUCAGUUCAAUGUUAAAAAUGGCA
Messenger RNA from Gymnogyps californianus (California condor), 2161 nucleotides. Its product is annotated as ferritin light chain-like. The record is from RefSeq and is a predicted model, not a curated record. Gene Ontology annotation, biological process: iron ion transport; intracellular iron ion homeostasis. The transcript is spliced from 3 exons. Gene Ontology annotation, cellular component: cytoplasm. NCBI's taxonomy places the organism in Eukaryota, Metazoa, Chordata, Aves, Accipitriformes, Cathartidae. Gene Ontology annotation, molecular function: ferric iron binding; ferrous iron binding. The coding region runs from base 1 to 819 and encodes 272 amino acids.